AUGUCUGGUUCUAAUCGUAAAGCAACUCUCUCUGGGCCAGGGCAGACUGGCCAGCUCGCCCCUCGAUCCUCUCGAUCCGCUUCAAAUCCCCCUGUGACCAAUUCCCCCCCGAGGAAAAGAGGUUCUCGAUCGGGUGGAUCCUCGACGAUCCCACAGGUUGAAGAGGAAUUGGAUAGAACUUUACAAACAGCGGAAGGCAGCCCUAGUCCCUCCAGAGAGGGAAAUCAGCUACCAGACCCUACGGUUCCAUCUUCUAUCUCAGAAUCAGCUCCAGUAGAAGCCAUUAGAGGUAUCAUCGACCGGAGUCGAAAGGGCAAGGAGAGGGAAACCCACCUAUUCGCACACGCGCCUCAUCUGAAGAUGGCCCCAGCAUACGAGGAAACUUUGACUCAGUCGAUUGUCUGUUGUCAUCACACAUGGGACCCAGCGGAAGACAUAGACCCUUUAUGGGAAUUCGGAGCGGAGGAAGGAGUACUACAAGGGCUAACCCCUACACAAACUAUGCCUUUCCGCGACAUACUCAUUUGUUGGACAGCACCGCAUCAGAAUCUAGAGUGGGAGAAUCUGGAAGACUAUACGCAGCUAUUAUGCGCGACGACUCUAUCACGAAGAGACAUAGAGUUGAUACCCGAGAAUGGGAAAUCGUAUUACACGCUACACUAUAAGAUUCUGAUGCACACCUACGAAGUCACGCUGGGAAUCACGCAGAUUAUCUCCACAAUAGAUCGACUACUGGCCAGGUCGGCACGUCGUUCCUUCAGCAUUGACAAGGGGUUCGUCAUCCUUAAACAACUAGCUAUGGGGGAGGACGCGGACCAUAUUCAACUAAGUUUCUACACGUUACAAAUCCGAUGCAAGGGUGCGGUGAACCACAUACGCCAAGACCUCAAUUCCAUACGGGCUAUCUUUGGACAAUUCAAUAAUGCGUUGACUAACCGUUCCUACAACUCGACUCUCUCGGAUAUACGGUCGAACUACGGCCAACUACCUCCGCGUUUAGAGGUAGCCAGGCAUAUGCUGAGGGAAGAUUAUCAGAAGGAGAUGCCUGAGCAUUUACGAAGCUACAAGGACAAGUUAGUAGAAGAAUGGGUCAAAUCAGGGAGAGAGAUAAAUGCUCGUCCUUACGAGAGGAAACCAGCUCAUUACCCGCAGUUAAAAUAUGAUGAGCGGUCUGAUUCGCCGCGAGCGUGGAGUCGUAUGCAAGGCUCCUUGCCCACCUUGGCGCCUAGUCAACCUUUGGUCUUCGGUAGCGUGUCCUCCAGGGAUCGGAGACGUGCUCCUCCGCCUACUUCUAUUUCCAUGGCUGUAAGCCGUAAUCACCCUCUUAGUCACUUCGCAGGCCUCAAUUCUAACAUGGGAGGUGAGGAAGGGAGAGAGGGCGAGGACUCAGACCCCCAUAAUCCAUGGAUCACUGUUCAGUCAGGUCGCUUUCGUAGCACUCGUUCGAGGCCUACCCAUGUCAAUAAGAAUGCUCGUUUCGCCAGUCCUCAUGAAGAUCAGCCAUCAACUCCGGCGAUUCAUACGACGGAGAGUUUCAGCUACACAAAACAAGGAAGGAGUGGGAGAAGCUUGAAUGGAGGUGGUCCUCCCAACGGAGAUAGUCCCCCAGGCGGAGGAUCGCCGUCAGGACCCAGAUAUCCUGCUCGGCGAAACAAUGAAGGUCUACCUCUUUCCCGAGGCCAUGCACAAAACUCAGGGCAAGGACCUCCCGGAGGGGAACCUCCUGGUGGUGAUCCCGGUUACGGUAUCGACCCUGAGGAGAAAGGCCCGGAGGAUGAAAAGAACAAGGGGGAAUGGCAAUUGAAUAACAAGAUCAGCAUGGGAAUGAUUCCGCAGUGGGACGGGAACCCGACUACGAUGAUCGACUACAUUAUGGAAAUCGCUUUACUAGCUCGACUUUCAAAAAGACUUUUCAAGGAAAUAGGACAAAUAGCACCAAUUAGAUGGACAGGUUCUGCGAAAGGAUGGUGGAUGACCCUGCCUAGGGCAGAUCAAGCCUACUUUUCACAGGACUGGGAAUGCCUUAUGACGGGAAUGUGCGAUCAUUUCAUGAAUGAUGAAUGGCUUAACGAUAGGGGAAUUGAAUUUGAUGCCAUGCGAUUCCGUGAUGGGUGGUAUACACUUUUAUGA
Molecule: messenger RNA, 2130 nt
Organism: Laccaria bicolor S238N-H82
Lineage: Eukaryota; Fungi; Basidiomycota; Agaricomycetes; Agaricales; Hydnangiaceae
Exons: 1
Coding region: 1-2130 (709 amino acids)
Source: RefSeq, a predicted model, not a curated record